UCUCACGUCAUAUUCACGCGACACCGAAGAGCGACGAACCAUCACUGUAGGGCAUUUUUUGCCAUCAGAAAAAAUAAAAUAAAAUAAAAUAAAUAACGACAUAGAAAAUCCUUGAAGAGGGCACCACUGGUGCGACCGGGUUCGGCAGGAGCCGGCAAACAGCGACAUUUGUUCCGCUCGCUUUGUUAUGAACUCAAACGACUCCCAUAAUGUUUUUGCGUUUUUCUCUGCUGCUGUGCGAAAGAGGAGCUGCGAAACGGUGCGCGUCGUCACUGGUCGGUGAAAACGUUCUUCCGCCCAACUUGCUGCUUCCCGCCAACCUGCGAGAUCCGCCCAAAACCAGACGCCCGCCGCCCCCCCUGGACUCCCCGUUGCCCCUCCUGAGGUCUUGCGACGCUGACCUUCCUGCUCACCGGAGUGCCGUGCGGGUGUGGGUGGACGCGCUACAGGGACGGAGCGCCGACCCGUUGGGCGUGGCCGAGCUGCAUCCCGACGUGUUCGCCGUCCCUCCCAGACUGGACAUCCUGCACAGCGUGGAGGUGUGGCAGAGGAACUACAAACGCAUCAGUCACGCCCAUACCAAGGUGAGGUCUGAGGUGCGAGGCGGCGGCCGCAAACCGUGGAACCAGAAGGGAGGGGGCCGCGCUCGCCAUGGCAGCAUACGCUCGCCGUUGUGGAGGGGAGGGGGCGUGUCCCACGGCCCCCGGGGGCCCACCAGCUACUACUAUAUGCUUCCCAUGAAGGUGCGCGUCCUGGGGCUCAAGGUGGCCCUGAGCUCCAAGGUGGCCCAGGGUUUUCUUCAUGUAGUAGACUCGCUCAACAUCAGGAGUCCGGACUCUCGGGACCUGCUGGACGCCAUUAAACUCAAAAACUGGGAGGAGACGCUGCUCAUUGUCGACGUUGAUGACAACUUUCCCGACAACAUCUUGAAGGCCACGGCCAAUCUCAGGACUGUCAACCUAAUUCCAGCUCUCGGUCUGAAUGUGCACAGCCUUCUGAAGCACGAAGGGGUGGUCCUCACGCUGGAGACGCUGCGCUUCCUGGAGGACAAAUUGCUUUGGCACGACCAACGCUAUACAGCGCUCUACCCUUUUAAAUUGCCAUAUUCUGAUUUACCCUAAAUGCAUGUGUGUGUGUUUGAAUACAAUAAUAGUAACAAUGACAAGGCUUUUUGUGGAAAAAAAAAAAAAAACACAUGGAGAAGGUUGAAAAUUUACUUUUUUUUUUUUCCUGAAUGUUGUUGUUCCUGUUUUAUCAAUUAUGCUGUCAC
Messenger RNA from Syngnathoides biaculeatus (alligator pipefish), 1270 nucleotides. RefSeq names its product mitochondrial ribosomal protein L4 (gene mrpl4). Gene Ontology annotation, biological process: translation. NCBI's taxonomy places the organism in Eukaryota, Metazoa, Chordata, Actinopteri, Syngnathiformes, Syngnathidae. Gene Ontology annotation, cellular component: ribosome. Gene Ontology annotation, molecular function: structural constituent of ribosome. The transcript has 9 exons. The record is from RefSeq and is a predicted model, not a curated record. Bases 210 to 1121 code for a protein of 303 amino acids.